This is a messenger RNA of Rhizoctonia solani, 2001 nucleotides long. RefSeq lists its product as uncharacterized. The record is from RefSeq and is a predicted model, not a curated record. The coding region runs from base 1 to 2001 and encodes 666 amino acids. The transcript has a single exon. NCBI's taxonomy places the organism in Eukaryota, Fungi, Basidiomycota, Agaricomycetes, Cantharellales, Ceratobasidiaceae.
AUGCCCAUUACGCUCAACAAAUCUACCAGUAUUGUACCCAUUGACGAGCGUACCAUAUAUCUAAAGGACAUCAAGUUCACGUUGUCUUCGCCUCCUCGCAAACGACGUGAUCAACGUACGCGAGCCAGCUCAAUCUCCAAACAGUCCGACCGUUGCGUACCCAACUCACCCAGCUGCUCAAGAUCCACCCGCCGCCGAGCAUCUGUUAGCUCCCGACCAUCGCUCUCGCCGUUUCUGUCCUUGGUCGAUAAUCGAGGGACUGCUUACGGAAUAAACACAGGAGUCCAGCUGUCACCCGCCGUUCUCGGCAAGUCUCGCCCCCGGUCCUCAUCAGGUCCGAUUCCCUGUACGGCUCUGUCAUUUGAAACCGACUUUGCACCCUCACCUGGGACACCUGUGACGGUGAACUUCUCUUCAUCCUUCAGCCGUUCUCCCUCUACUUCUCCCUCUUUCGGGAUCGCUUCGCCGAUUCACGUCCUUUUUCAACGGUCCUGUGCGCUGGCUACACUUAAGGGCAAUUCUUCGGCUACAUCCACAGCUAUAACCCAGCCCAAAGCCAGGUCCAAAAUUCGCCCAACUCCCAUCAUGACAAGCGGUAAAAACGGCCACGUGAACGUUUUACUUCUCCCCAAGUCACGAGACAAGGAUGGUAACGCCUCGAUUCGAUCCGGGACCAGUGCGUCCACAAAUGCGAGCAAGUCCAAGUCCCGCAAACCUCUUGAUCUUUCUUCUUCAAGCAAAGGUUCCAAGACGCCAAAUGCCAGUCUCAGAGCGCAACGUUCCCUGACUCCAGCUCGUGGGGUUGCGCAUGAUACCUUUAGACCACUUCCAUAUGCGACUCAUGCCGCAUUGGACGAGUUUUUCGGAGACCCACGUAAAAUGAAUGCGUUGCAUGCGCAUCAAUCAUCGCCGGAUCAACUUGGCGCGCGCCCUGACGAAAUUGGCUAUGGCGGCAGUAUCAGCCAUCGUGGCGCUGACGGUUGGAUUUGGUUUGACGCGAUGGAAGAGCAGGAAUAUGCGUGGCUCAUGGGCGAGGCCGAAAACCCCCGUACACCCGAGACCGCACGGCAAACUCCCAAGGAGAAAAAACCCAAGAAACGCGGUUUAUUUGGUCGCCGUGGCAGUGUUGCGAGUGUAUCAUCCGGUGGACGCAGCGAUUGGGAGUCAUUCGAUGCGCUGCGCAGGGGAAGUGAGAGUGGGACUAGUGAAACAGGGAUAAUCGACCCUACCACAUACGAUCUCGACCCUACCCGCCCUCCGCGGUAUCGCAUUCCUGUGGUCGGCGCUCCUGCGACGUACAGGGCUGCGGCGCUCGAUGUCGGUGCCUGGGAUGCUGCCCUUCACUCGCACAUACGUCAGAACGCCGGCAGCGCAUCAACGGCCAAGAGUCGCAGAGGCCGAUCAAGGCGUGGGAGUUCAAGCAAGAGAGACAGCGAGGAACGACGGCGCCCACCUCCGCUUAACCUCACCGCAGUGACCAACGCCUUGGCCGCUCUCGGUCCUUUGGCUAUGCCGAAUAACCAACCCGCUCCACUUUCGUCUCGCCGCGCCUCUCUUCCUGCCAACUGUCUCCUGCCACCUUCUCUAUCCGAUGCAGCCCGCGCAGAUUUCGUUUCCUCUUCCUACCAACCUCAUCCAUCUAAGCGUGAUCUGAACUUGGAUCCAGAGACCCCCUGGUCCGCCAAUCUUCCCAAAGAAACCAUCUAUCGUUCCAUAGGAUCUGGGCUUGGUACACCGGGCGUUACACCUGCAUCCCCAUUCAAGGCUAUGUUUUCCCGGCGCGCUUCCCUCACUCCUUUGCCCCUCCGACACGCUCCCGCUCCACUUCCCAAGUCCGGUCAUGGAUACGAGGUCAAAGGAGUCGGCCACAAUGGAACACUACCCAAACUCCCGCCAAUGCCGUCGGAGAGCGGAGCUCCGGCAGCGCCGGAAGGGAGAAGAAAAACAAGUUUGGCUGAUAUCUUUCGACGAGGCUUUAGCACCAAGGGGAGUCGCAAGUAG